Didymodactylos carnosus is the source of this 625-nucleotide messenger RNA. Lineage: Eukaryota; Metazoa; Rotifera; Eurotatoria; Philodinida; Philodinidae. The record is from the annotation of a GenBank genome assembly.
AUCCUUAAUUAAUGCCGAUUAAAAUAAGUUUAACCUUCAACCUCACUGAACUACUACUCACUACCCUCACCCAGAAACACACCAUCAAGACUUCAGCAGUUUCACUAUUGCGCCCCGAUCAAUGCUACUUAAUUUCAGGUUAGAAAAGUAACAAUUUUUUGUGAGACUAUAUAGAAGUUACAGAAACAACCAGCUAUAUUCAAGUGUUGGGUUCAAAUAUGAGAUUCUUUCGUAGAGACAUCUUUACCAUUGUGAAAGAUACCGGGUCGACUGGUUAAUCUUUCCUCAAUAAGUCACGAUGCACGUAUAUGUUUUAAUUAUCAUCGUUAAAAGAUGUAACAAACAACAUGAAAAAUGAAUAAGCAUUAGAAAUUUAAGAAUACGUUUAGAAUAAGAAAUACUUGUAAAUGAAGUAAAGCAGAAAUAAAGUCAAACAAAUGAAGGGAGGUAGACGCGUGCGUCUAUGUCAUAUAGCAGAUUAUUCCUUAUGAAAGUCGGAACUAAUCAAAUUAAUUCUUACUGUUUAAUACCAGGCUAUAUUGAUGAUGAUGAUGAUGAACUAUUGCAAGACGUGACCGGGCCCGUUACCUGUUUUCACGAUAAAGUAACGAGAAAACAAAGUUAG